This is a messenger RNA of Lactuca sativa (garden lettuce), 797 nucleotides long. The record is from RefSeq and is a predicted model, not a curated record. NCBI's taxonomy places the organism in Eukaryota, Viridiplantae, Streptophyta, Magnoliopsida, Asterales, Asteraceae.
UUAAUUUCGUGUUAGAUAGAGAUUUUUGGAGCUCAUUGUUUGGGCAUACACACGACGGAUGGUUGGAGUCAGCGGUAAAUAAAUUGUUAAUUAAUUCUUUUAAAAGUUAAUUGUUUUUUAGUCAAUAACAAAAGUAUCAUGUGUGCAGCAUAUAACCAUUUGGUACCGACUUUUGAUGGAGAGACGGUUUGAGAGCGACCGACAUACAAUAAUGCCUCCAAAUUUUUUUGUUUCUCAUGCUUUGGAAGAAGGACAGGACUGGAGGGCGUUUAUGGCUGGUAUUGCUACAUACCCCAACUUCAUGGUUGCUUGGUGGGAUGUUGAUACGGUCUUAUUGCCGAUUCAUUCAUCCCCUAAUCAUUGGCUAUUUGGGGAACUACGAUUAGCGUCAAUGGAAGUGCAUAUUUAUGACAGUCUUGGUAGAGGUGCUUAUGAAAAAUUCCAAUCCGAAGGAAUCUUUUCCAAAUUUGAACGUCGGGUGGCAAAUUAUUUUGACAAGAUUAAGUAUUGGGCGCGGAGGAACAUCCCAAGGAUUCCAUUGAAUAUGCAAUUCAUUUAUGAAGAAAACGUUCCCCAACAAAGUAGUCAUUUGGGAGAUUGCGGUGUUUUUCUUUGUAUGUUUAUGGAGCAAUUGGUUUCAGGUCAACCAAUACGUGUUCUUAUUGACCCAAAGAACGCAGCUUUAGAGUUCCGUCUCCGGAUGGCAAAAAUUAUUUGGGGGUCUAGUCUUGCUCCUCUGUAGUUGGAUUAUAUAAAUGUAUAUACAAAUUAAUGUUGGAUUUCAUUAUUAGUUUAUC